Messenger RNA from Gamsiella multidivaricata, 1070 nucleotides. RefSeq lists its product as uncharacterized. The coding region runs from base 41 to 1042 and encodes 333 amino acids. The record is from RefSeq and is a predicted model, not a curated record. The transcript has 5 exons. Gene Ontology annotation, molecular function: tRNA dihydrouridine synthase activity; flavin adenine dinucleotide binding. NCBI's taxonomy places the organism in Eukaryota, Fungi, Mortierellomycota, Mortierellomycetes, Mortierellales, Mortierellaceae. Gene Ontology annotation, biological process: tRNA processing.
CACACAUCGCACACAUCGCACACAUCGCACACAUUCCGCCAUGUCGCUUGAGAACACCCCGCAGAGAUCCCUCCCGAGAAAGGACAUUCUUCAGAUCUUUUCCACCAGGGCCAGGCCCCUGAACGUCUGUGCCCCCAUGGUCCGUUACAGCAAGCUACCCUUCCGAGAGCUUGUGCGGAGGUACAACUGCGAUAUCGUGUACACGCCCAUGAUUCUUGCAGACGUCUUCUCUGCCAGUAACUACUCCCGCGAAUGCGAGUUCUCCACCAACUUACUGGACGAUCCUGUUGUGAUCCAAUUUGCAGCCUCAACCAGCGUUGACCUGGCCAAUGCUGCAGAAUUAGUAGCGCCCUAUGUAUCAGGCAUCGACAUCAAUUGCGGUUGUCCGCAAAAAUGGGCUGUCAACGAAAAGAUUGGUUCGCACCUGAUGUCGGACCCGGAAACGGUGCGCGAUAUGAUCCGCAUGACCAAGGCUCGAAUCGAUGUACCAUGUUCGAUCAAGAUUCGUAUUCAUAAGGAUCUCAGGGAAACGGAGGAAUUUGUGAAGAGAGCAUUGUCGGUUGGAGUAGAUUUCAUCACCGUUCAUGGAAGGACGCGGAGACAAAAAUCGACAGAGCCGGUCAGUAUAGAGGGCAUGAAGCUCGUAAAAGAAGUCUCCACAGUGCCUGUUCUGGCAAACGGAGAUGUUUUCUCAAUAGACGAUGCUAACAUGAUUGUCGAGGCAACCGGCGUCGAUGGCACCAUGGCUGCGAGAGGCAUUCUAGAGAAUCCUGCUUUGUUUGCAGGCCAUACAACUACACCUUGGGAAUGCAUCGAAGAUUAUGUGGACCUAGCCCUAUCCUAUGGAACAAACGCAUUCAUCUUUCACCACCAUCUGAUGUACAUGUUUGAGAGGAGCAUGAGUAACGCCGAGAAAAGAACGUUCAAUUCGUUGAUGACAGUAUCCUCUAUCAUUGACUAUUUGCAGGAGAACUAUGAUCUGGACAUUCCUAGAAGGCGGGCCGAGUGUGCAUAUCAGACAGUGAGGCAUGGUGCAGCAUAGUUCUCGUAGCAAUAGCCAAUCGUUAUAU